CUGUGGAUGAUGACAGUGGAGAAAGCGAAAGUGAAAGUAACGAAGAAUACGAAGAGCUUACAAGGUUGCGUCAAAAGACGGUAAGUCACUCUAAUAUUCUUCUGCUUAGAAUUGUUGAUGCAUUGUACCUUGUCGUGAAUAGAUGGACUCAACCUGUCGGAUCGAAUUUUGGUGUAAUUUCUUUUCCAUACGUAUGAAGAAACUUGCUGCUGCCGCUGCCGCAAUGCCUUCUUCAAAAGCAGCGAGUGCACAUCGCCGAAAUAAUAACGCCGAAAGUGAAAGUGAUGAUCAAGAUGACAUCGAUUACAAGGAUGCCCCUGGAUUCGAUAGAGUUGACAUUGGAGAAGGCAUCAAAAUACGCUCCGGCGGAAACCCCAGAUCACUCGAUGAGAGUGAUGACGAAGAUGAUCGGAGUGGUUCUUGCAAAGAUGCAGGUGAUUCUGGAUAUCAUAAACAUCAUAAGGAUGUUAACCACGGUGAAUCUGAUUGGGAGGUCGACAAGCCUUCUGUUGAUAGAGAAGAGAAAGCACGGGCCGCAGCGAGGUUGAAUGCUCUGAAGCGAAAUGCGAGCACAUCCAAGGAUCAAGGAAAAGACGACGGCGACUGGGUUCAAUCAAAGUACAACCCAGACGAUCGAUUUAUGAUAAACAUCACGAAGGAAGAGAACGUCGAUCUUGGAAUAGAAAUAGUGGAAUUUAAGGUGGGGAAAGGGAAGUUCAGUAGAAAUGAACUUUACGUCACCAAGGUAGAUCAGGGUCCUUUCCGCAAGACAGGUACGCGAGGCAAUCACUUAUUUCGUUUCUGUUUAUUUGUAACUAGUAUCCAUGACAGUAUCCUAAAUGAUCAUAUUUUUCUCUUGAUCCAUGACAAAAAAAUAAUUCGAACUCUACGAUGGAAAAAAUCGAAGCAGCAUUGGAUCGAGGCGACAAAAUUCUUUCUGUCAACGCGAAGAAAGUACCAGACAAAAUUAAAUCAGCAGAGGAUGCCAUGGAUCUGCUUCGUUCGAAGGCUAAAAUUGCCAUGUUGAUUCUCCGUCCGUCCCGAUCAGAUAAGGGUUAUAAAUGGGUCAUGGAGAAUACAUGAUACGAACCAAUUGAUUGAUUUAUGCGUGCAAAUCCGUGAGAACGCUUCACAUCCCC
Molecule: messenger RNA, 1139 nt
Organism: Pseudo-nitzschia multistriata
Lineage: Eukaryota; Bacillariophyta; Bacillariophyceae; Bacillariales; Bacillariaceae
Source: the annotation of a GenBank genome assembly